Annulohypoxylon maeteangense is the source of this 441-nucleotide messenger RNA. RefSeq lists its product as uncharacterized. The record is from RefSeq and is a predicted model, not a curated record. NCBI's taxonomy places the organism in Eukaryota, Fungi, Ascomycota, Sordariomycetes, Xylariales, Hypoxylaceae. The transcript has a single exon. Bases 1 to 441 code for a protein of 146 amino acids.
AUGUGUCAAUAUCGUAAGGUUCUCUACCAAUGCAACCAUUCCACGACCUCCCCUUCGCCUCAAGAACUCUGCCAGGAGCAGAAAGACUACGAGUCAGGCCAGAGGUCGGAAGCGUGCACUAUCGUAGAGACCCACGCACGAAUUAAUGUCAGAAUUCCACAACUAUGUGAUGCUUGCCAUGAACGCAAGGAAACUACCGAUAGGCAGUUUCAGUCGAUCAAAGAGCGUCUAGGAAUCAUGAAGGACCUGCUCAAGGCGAAGCACGACUUAUGCAAGGAACAUUUAGAUGAGGCGGGAGUAGAUUCCGAGGAGGGUGAACCGUCAAUUUCGCCUUCAUCGAUCGAAUCGUGCAUUGAUGGCCUUACUUCACUUGAGGAGUUCCUGAAGAUGAAGAUGGAAGAAGAGCAUGCCCAUAUGAUGAUGCUGUGGGAUUACAGGUAA